Molecule: messenger RNA, 192 nt
Organism: Penaeus vannamei (Pacific white shrimp)
Lineage: Eukaryota; Metazoa; Arthropoda; Malacostraca; Decapoda; Penaeidae
Source: RefSeq, a predicted model, not a curated record
GAGAGGCCCAUGACGCCCAAGGUGGAAGGACUGAGUGGGGAAGAGUGGGGACGACUCCAGCAGUGGAGGGUUCUAGCUCUCGCCGCCUGCAAGAACACUGAUGAGUAUCGCAGGCGUCGGGAGCGCAAUAACCAGGCUGUAAAGAAGUCACGACAAAAAUCUAAGUUGAAAACCCAGCAGAUGAUGGAGCGA